AUGGAGGACAAGUCCCUACCAAAACUGUCCUGGCCAAACCCCGGUUUCCACACCCCGACGCUGGGGAAGAGAGGUGCCCAGCAAGCCCCCUCAAGUCUGCAGGUGGUGAAGAGGCCAAGAUGGGAGCCACCGAGGCGGCUCUCCACCCCGCCGCCGCAGCUGCCACAAGGAGCCAUCAAUGAGGGCCUCAGGCGGGCGCUCUUUCCUAAGACCAAACCGCUGGAGAGUAUACUCUUCAUGUCCUACAUGGAAAAGAUUGUGGGCUUACCCGAGCUCACCAAGGGCAGGCUACCCUCACACGUGUGGGUCGGACUUAGAGCACCUUGGAGAGCCCCAUCUCCCUGUCCCUUAUGUGCAGCCAACCUGUCUUCCUUGGGACUGGCCGGAGCCCACUUCAGAAAGACACAUGGCGCUAGGAGGAUUCUCCUGUUGUGUGCUAAAUGCGGCACCUCAUCCUUCAAAACGAGCUCCAUGACGGGUCAUGCGAGUAAAUGCAAGAUAGGGCGAGAGAUGAAAAAGGAUGGGGGGGAUUUCGCCUGUGCGCUAUGUGCCAAACACCUGAAGACACAAAGAGGCCUUUCCCAGCACCUAAGACUGGCUCACCUUGGCGCCUACCUGGAGAUGGGGCGAAAAUCCAAAGGUCCGUUGCUGCUAAGGCCUCCGGGCCCGGGUCUCUCCAACCUCCUGGAGAAGCUCAACACGCCUUUGAUGAAUGUCCCAAGGGUCAAUGAACUUGUUCACGUAAUGCGAGCCAACUGGGGUCCCCCUGGGCAAACCACAAGAGUUGGCAUAAACAGAGAAGCCAGGAAUCUGGUGAUCAAGUUCAGAAGUAAACUUGGUCUGACCAAGUUUACGGGCCAAAGCAAGAUCCAAAAUGCACCCCGUCUACCAAGGAACAUCAAGGAGGCGUACAAGUUGACCCAGGAUUUAUGGUGGAGAGACCCCUGUAAAGCCGCGCAGCUUAUCCUUGAUGGUGCCCCGCCGAACUGCGUGCUCCCUAGGGCUACCAUCGAAGAGACCUAUAAGCAGAUUUGGUGCGGGCGCGACGACAGAUUCAAGUCGCUGGCAGGAUUCGGAAAACUCCCGGUGGCAAAUAACAAUGAAUUCCAUUCAGUAGUGACUGGGUUGGAAGUGGUCCGUACCUUAAAAAGAAUGGCCAAAAAGAGUUGCCCGGGACCCGACGGGCUGCGGAGGUCCCAGCUUCUCCUCCUUGACAGGAAGGGGCUAAAGUUGGCGAAGUUAUUCAAUGACUGGUUGAGGUCGGGGAUGAUCCCAAAAGUCUUCAAAGCCAGUAAGACGACCCUGAUCCCUAAGUCUAUUGAACCAGAACUCUGUGGCGUGGUUGGGAACUGGCGGCCACUGACGAUAGGCUCCACCGUUCUGAGGGUUUUCUCCAACAUAUUGGCCGCGAGACUUUCAAAUGCUUGCCCGGUACACCCCCGCCAGAAAGGGUUCGUCAAUGGCUCAGGGUGCAGCGAGAACCUCACAGUCCUAAACGGACUGAUAACUUUGGCGAAGAAAGAAAGAAGGGAACUGGCUGUGGUGUUUAUCGACUUGGCGAAGGCGUUUGACACAGUCUCACACCGGUUGAUUAGGGAGACGCUGACUCGGAGGGGAGUUGACCAACUGGUGGUCAAGGUAAUUAUGGAUGGUUACAGGGGCUGCUCAUCCUCAAUAAGAACGAUCGAGGGACCCACCAAGGAGAUCCCAAUCAAGUUGGGAGUCAAGCAAGGAGACCCGCUAUCCCCGCUCCUCUUCAACCUGGCGCUCGAUCCGUUGCUCUAUGCCCUGGAUGAUGUGAAAACAGGGUUUGAGUUCGGUGAAGAUGCUGCCCUCGCGGCAAUGGCAUUCGCCGAUGAUCUUGUGCUGGUUAGUGGCAGAUGGGAGGGCAUGAGAUCCAACCUGGCAGUGUUGGACGCCUUCUGUGACAGGGUGGGUCUGGCUGUGAACCCGGACAAAUGUGUGGCGUUCCACAUUGGGCAUAAAGGUCGGAAAGGGGUCCUUAACGCCUGUCCUACCUGGACCAUUAACGGCCAGCCAAUCAGGAUGUUAAAUGGACAAGAACAGGCAAAGUAUCUUGGGGUCGAGAUACACCCAUGGAAGGGAAUCUGCUGUCCCCCCCUGGCUCCAAAGCUCGAGAGCGGCCUUGUCAGAAUAGACAAGGCCGGGAUCAAACCGCACCGGAGGCUGGUGGUGCUAAGAUCCUACCUCCUACCAAGGCUCCUCUACGUCUGUGACCACUCGGGACUCUCUAGGGCAGUGUCUCCCAAAGUGGGGUCCGCGGCCCCCUGGUGGGCCGCGAGGGUACUGCAGGGGGGCCGCGGGAGGUCAUAA
Messenger RNA from Knipowitschia caucasica, 2334 nucleotides. The record is from the annotation of a GenBank genome assembly. Lineage: Eukaryota; Metazoa; Chordata; Actinopteri; Gobiiformes; Gobiidae.